UGGCUAGUACGUACCGAAAUUAUUUCGAAGUGACAUCACUGGGUUCUUUGUGCUUAGCGUUCGACGCAACAUUUGGCGGGAAUCGCGUCCGGCCGCAUGAUAUCAACGCGAGUGCCGGCAAGACCAGUGGACUCGGUAUGCAGACCUCGUGGAGUGAUCUGAGUUUGUAGAUUUUUGUGUCUUUUGUCAGGUAAAUUAUUUUUCGAGUGUUGUUUGAUGUGAAGUCAUUAUGAGUGCCGAGUUACAUAGCAAAAAGCUUCAAGAUAUUGCUGAAAAUCUUGAAUACGUCGGGGUUGCAGACGAUUCUGGAUUUGCUAGUAUUUCUGGAUCCAUAGCUUCCACAGAAGUCACGAGCAUUACAAAGGACGAAACAUUGGCAAUAAGCAAAAUUGCAGAUGACGUCAAAGUUAAUAAUGGACCGCUUGAGAUCGACAAUAAAGAAUCUACGAAGGCAAAGCGUAAGAGAAACCUAGAGAUUGAGGCAGAAGAUAAACGCUUAGCUGCCGAGCAAUAUGAGAAAGAAGUUGUGGAAUUUCGCUACAAACGUUUGAUGCAUUUGCUCGAUCGUAGCCAAUUUUAUUCUAAAUAUCUGGUUCAAAAGAUUGAUCAGUCUUUAAAAAAAGAAUCUAAAAAACCAGGAAACAAACGUAAGCCCAAAGUAAGCGAUGAGAACUCACCACCCAAAAAAAUGACGAAGAAGACUCAGAAAUUAAAACAAGAUUAUGAUAUAAGGGAAUAUGUGACUGUGAAAGAUGUCAAGGAUAAAGAAGAACAAAAAAAAAAAAUGAAUCUCAGUCAGGAAGAAAUAGCAAACGAACUCAUGAUAGAAACAGACGAAAACGUAGCAAAAACAGACUAUUCGGACAAGGAGCAAAAUGUUGAGCCUGUACAGUUGAAGUAUUUCGAUGGCACAUUGCGUGACUAUCAGGUUGAAGGUUUAAAAUGGCUUCGUGUGCUUUAUGAAAAUGGUGUAAAUGGUAUAUUGGCAGAUGAGAUGGGUCUUGGAAAGACUAUUCAAGUUAUUGCAUUGAUUUGUCACUUGAUAGAAAAGAAAAUUCCAGGACCUUACUUGAUAAUUGCACCACUUUCUACUAUUCCUAAUUGGUUAAUGGAGUUUGAAAACUUUGCUCCAAAGAUCCCUGUUGUUUUGUUACACGGACCUCAAAAUGAGAGGGAAAAACAUUACCGAUCAAUCAAACAGAAACAUUUCGAUAUUGAUGGAUACAAAACACAACCAGUGGUUCUGACUACUUUCGAAAUACCUAUGCAAGAGGAAAAUUUAUUAAAACGUGAGCAGUGGAGGUACAUCAUCAUUGACGAAGGUCACAGAGUUAAAAACUACAAAUGCCAACUACUGCAGGUUCUGAAGAAAUGCAAAUCCAUGAAUCGACUUCUGCUAACUGGUACACCACUUCAAAAUAACUUGUCAGAGUUGUGGUCUUUGUUGAAUUUUUUGCUGCCAGAAAUUUUCAAUGACCUAGCAGUAUUUGAAUCCUGGUUUGAUGCUAAAGAACUACAAGAUGCUGAAGGUACCAAAAGGAUUCUCCAGCAAGAAGCUGACAAGCAGGUUUUGAUGAGUUUAAGAGAGAUAUUGAAACCAUUCAUGCUUCGCCGUGUGAAAUCAGACGUUUGUUUGGAUAUCCCCCCAAAGAAAGAAGUUAUUGUCUAUGCACCGCUUACUGAACUACAACAUAGCUUAUACAAAGCAGUAUUGAACCGCGAUAUUCAAACUAUGGCAAAACUGGAACCUGAAAACCUUAUAAUCCCUAAUCUAAACGGAAAAAGACCAACACGACGUUGUAGGCUCAAAUCAGGUUAUUCCGAUUACCAAGAUGAUUCCAUGAGUGACGUGUCUUCGUCACGUGCCUCAACUCCGAGCAGUGAUGGAAGUGAUGAUGGUUGGAAGAAAGAUGUAAAAAUAGAGAGCAAUGCACUUUCCAUGUGGAAAAAAUACACAGAUGUCAAUGAAAGGAACCAAGAAUUUUUAAUACGGAUUCAGUGGCAAAAUAGAGCCGUAAUAUACAAAAAAAUAGUGAACCAUCCAUACUUAGUUCACUGUCCAUUGAAUAGCGUUGGUUUGCCACGAGUUGAUGGUGAAAUAAUUAAAACUUCGGGAAAGCUGUUGGUCCUGGAUGCAAUGCUGGCAAAACUUAAAUCUCAAGGACACAAAGUCCUACUGUUCUCAACAAUGACCAUGAUUUUGGACAUGCUGGAAGAUUAUCUUGAACUCAGAGAUUACAGAUACGUACGGUUGGACGGACGUUUAAAAAUAGAGGACCGAAAGGAAAAUAUUAAAUUAUUCAACUCUGAUCCAGACGUAUUCCUAUUCCUUAUAUCCACUAGAGCUGGAGGAGUGGGAUUAAAUUUGGCUGCUGCUGAUACAGUUAUCAUGUACGAUUCCGAUUGGAAUCCUCAGGCUGAUAUACAAGCUAUGGCACGUUGUCAUAGAAUUGGUCAAACACGACCUGUUGUUGUAUACAAGUUAUGCACUAAAGGAACAAUCGAUGAAACAAUUAUUAACCGUGGUGAAGCAAAGCGCAAAUUAGAAAAGAUGGUCAUCUCUAAAGGAGCUCUAAAUCUUUCCAUAAACAGUCGGGACACAAUCAUUCAGCUUAAAAAACUUUUAGAAUCCAAUGAAAAUCACAUUGUACAUGCAGAAAGUGAUGUCUACACACAUAAAGAACUUGAUGAUUUAUUGGACCGAAGCGACCUGAUGCCAAAGAAGAAUGUCGCAGAUAAGAAGAUAACAAAUAAAUAAUCUGAACUAUCAAAUGGUGUCAGAGAUCACUUAUGAAAGUGAGAAGAU
Diprion similis is the source of this 2806-nucleotide messenger RNA. Its product is annotated as lymphoid-specific helicase-like. The record is from RefSeq and is a predicted model, not a curated record. The transcript has 7 exons. NCBI's taxonomy places the organism in Eukaryota, Metazoa, Arthropoda, Insecta, Hymenoptera, Diprionidae. Gene Ontology annotation, biological process: negative regulation of gene expression via chromosomal CpG island methylation; lymphocyte proliferation; DNA methylation-dependent constitutive heterochromatin formation. Bases 230 to 2758 code for a protein of 842 amino acids. Gene Ontology annotation, molecular function: chromatin binding; ATP-dependent chromatin remodeler activity; ATP binding. Gene Ontology annotation, cellular component: pericentric heterochromatin; nucleus.